CGGAGCUGGUGCAGUGGGCCGUGUCGGACGCUGGGGCAGAGGCGCUGGGUCUCCUUACCCAAGGUCAGUGGCUGGUCAUGGGCAGUUGGGCGGGCGACGUGGGCUGGUCAGCGCAGUUGUACGUGAGCUUGCUGGGUGCGGUGCAGAGCAGCAUGCGGGCGGCAGGGGUCCCGCCGCCGGCCUUCCUGUUGGAGGGUCCCCCGUGCACGCUAGAAGCCGCAGAAGCCGCUGGCCUGCCGCUGGGCUACCCUGCCACUGUUGACGCCGUGCAAACUGGCGCUGUCUUGCACCGUCUCAGCAGCAUCUACACCAACCUGGCCAACCCAGCUCACCUGGCUUACUGCCUCCGCCGGCUCCCACCGCCGGCGGACGCAACGCUAGCAUCUCGCCUCCCUGACGGCUGGUUCCCAGCCCCAGCCACGCAGCCACUGCCUUCGCCGUACGCGCCGCUAGAGGUCCCGGGCGUCCCAUGGGUCGCGCUGCCGCCACUAGCGCUGAUCGGCACGCCGCCGCUACUGCAAGGGGCCAACCGCGUUCCUGCAGUGCCCGAUGCCGCCUUGGUCGCCGCGCUUGCAGGCUUUCCGCCGCUGCCCCAGCAUCCCAGUCUGCCAGCCCUGCUGCCGCGUCAGCCACCGCCGCCGGUCCUCACGGCGGCGCUAGCCAGUUGCCUUGCGCUUCAUCGCGCCUUCGUCACACCUCAUGACCUGCAACCGCUGCAGCCUCGGCACGUAGCCGAACCGGCGCGUCCGCUGGGGGGGGGUGUCAAGUGACGUCGACGCCUUGGAGGCCAGCUUCAGCGUGGACACGCAACUCGGCUCAGGUUUGGCGGCGGCCGCAGCACUGGAGGCAGCUGCGGCUGCGCACGAUGCAGCGUGGCUGACGGUACUGGCGUGCGACGUCUUGGUACAGCGGACGCUUGGCUCGGCGGUCGUGGAAGCCACCGCCGUGCUUGCAGCGGCAGCCGAGGUGCAGGAGGAGACAGCAGCAGCGGGCAGCGAUCCUGACGUGUGGGGUGAUGCGGAGGCCAUGG
Astrephomene gubernaculifera is the source of this 1030-nucleotide messenger RNA. The record is from the annotation of a GenBank genome assembly. Lineage: Eukaryota; Viridiplantae; Chlorophyta; Chlorophyceae; Chlamydomonadales; Astrephomenaceae.